AUGGAGUUGCCCUGGGUCAACACUAACUUUAAACCCUGUGCCUAUCACAACAAAGCUACUUUCGAGGGUCAACCCUACUACCAUGGAGAUCAGCUACUCGGCGUCCGUUGUGCUGGGUGCGGUCAAGAGUGGCUGCAAGAGCGGUUCCUGUUUCAGCCAAAUAAUGACAACACCCGCCACUAUGUGAACGUCGACAAUGUCGUCCUCAAGAAGCAGCUCAAGAUGGAAGUUGAGAGCGACCCGGCCUUCCAGGUAAGCGGUAGUCGCACCAUGAGCAAGAAUUUCAAGUUCGAGGGCGAUUCCCUGAAGGUGGGGGAUCACAUCGCUUGGCAUCGGCCUAAGGGCUACUGGCAUCAUGCCAUCGUGUCAGAGGUCGGUAAUGAGGUAAAAGUCAUACAAUGGGCACGGGACAAGAAAGCGCGUAAGAUGGAGAGGAAGGAGGAUGAGAUUGACCUGCAGAAUCAAGAGGGGCCAUUGUUCCGCAUUGACUACUCUGAUGAGGUUACUAAGAUAAACCCAUCUGAGCUGGUUAUUGCCCGGGCUAGAGCCAUGUUAUAUGCCCCUGGUAAAUACCAUUUGUUGAGGGAUAACUGCGAAGCGUACGCUUCGUAUUGCAAGACAGGUUUUGCACAGAGCUGCCAGGUUGUCUGGCUGACUCAUGUGUUGAAAAUUUGUGCUUCAACCAUGAUGGCCAUCCUCAGCAGAUGCUUUUGUGAUGCAUCCCUUGUCGUGCUUAAAGAGUGCACAGAACAAUUGGCAAAUUUAUUCAGUGAGGGAACUGUAGAUAUAUCUAUCGAAGCGUGUCAGAUUUCAUUCGACGGGUUCUAUUGCGUAGGUGCUGGUGUCGCACUUCUCAUUGAGGGAAUUUGGUGUGUCUAUGACCUUAGCAAGAUUUACCAUAAAAGGGCCAAUGGUGAAAUAUCCCGGGUGGAUUUUGUUCAAAGGUCCAUUCAGCGUGCUGUUGAAGCGCUGGUUAAGGCCGGGUGCAUAGGGGGAAGCGUGGCAGGAUCAUUUGGGGGAAUGGCGAUUGGAAUGCUCAUUUGUCCUGGUAUCGGAACAGUAGCAGGUUUCCUUAUAGGGGGUAUAGUAGGAGGGGUCGUGGGUGGAAUUUUUGCUGGGGCUGUAAUAACGCCUCUUGGACCUUGGAUUGCGCGUAAAUUUGCCUCAUGCAUCGGGAGAGAUGACAGGGCUGUGGAGAUUGGUGACUUGCAACGAGGCGAUCAUGUUGUCUUCUACGGCUUUUCAUUACAUCCGAGACACCAUGCCAUAGUCGUAGAUUGCGACCCAGUUAAGGGUAAGGUCAGGGUGGUACAUCACACCUACAAAAACGGUGUGGUGGAAGAGGUACUUGAUUUCAUACCCCCCGUGUACAGGCUGCUGUAUGACAAUGAUUGCGCUGCGCCUGAUGAGGUCAUUGAGAGAGCAAGAUCAAAGAUUGGCGAUGAAACGUGCAAGUACUCACUGGCUUUCAACAACUGUAAGACUUUUGCACGGUGUUGCAAAGAGAGUGAGGAAUCGUGGUUGGAUGUAUCAUUUGGCACACUCGACGACUCAAGUGACGACAAUUUGUGCGUGCGCGAGAUCCGUAUGUCAAAGGCGUAA
Patiria miniata (bat star) is the source of this 1602-nucleotide messenger RNA. RefSeq lists its product as uncharacterized. The transcript has 2 exons. The record is from RefSeq and is a predicted model, not a curated record. Bases 1 to 1602 code for a protein of 533 amino acids. NCBI's taxonomy places the organism in Eukaryota, Metazoa, Echinodermata, Asteroidea, Valvatida, Asterinidae.